Messenger RNA from Lottia gigantea (owl limpet), 372 nucleotides. RefSeq lists its product as hypothetical. Gene Ontology annotation, molecular function: actin binding. NCBI's taxonomy places the organism in Eukaryota, Metazoa, Mollusca, Gastropoda, Lottiidae. The coding region runs from base 1 to 372 and encodes 123 amino acids. The record is from RefSeq and is a predicted model, not a curated record. The transcript has a single exon.
AUGUCUGAAGCAGCGAAAAGACGACAUGAAAGUAACAAACCAACAGCUAUUAAAAAGGCUUCGGCUUGUUCCGGCGAUGGGAUUAAAAUAGUUGAACAAUCCUUUGAUAAAAACACAUCCAACAGACGAAACAUAGAAUUUGAAGAUGGCGGCGAUAUUUCUUCCAUGGGUGAUGCUGCCCAGGAAUAUGUGAACGAUGAUUUGGACGAAGAAGAUAUGUUGGCUGAAAUAAGAAGAAAUGAAGAUCAACUGAAGAAAGUUGAAGCUGACUUAAAGAGGGGUAGAAUAAGGGAAGAAUUGUUAGAAAGUCGCAGAAAGCUGGCUGAAAUCAAGGACCAAACGGAAGUCAAAUUUGGUACCAGCGUCAGCUAA